Messenger RNA from Eurypyga helias (sunbittern), 784 nucleotides. RefSeq names its product 28S ribosomal protein S27, mitochondrial-like. Gene Ontology annotation, cellular component: mitochondrion. Lineage: Eukaryota; Metazoa; Chordata; Aves; Eurypygiformes; Eurypygidae. The transcript has 4 exons. The record is from RefSeq and is a predicted model, not a curated record. The annotation marks the transcript as partial.
UGGGAAGAGGAGAGAAAUCUUGGAGCAUCGCUAGUGCUUACAGGUCUAAAGCAAAUGAGCACUGUGGGUUUUAGCUCCCAGCUGUAUGGCUAUGCAUUCCUUGGGAAAGUGGAGUUGAAUAAAGGGUUAAGAGCUGUCUACAAUCUAAUGCCACUGAUGUGGACACCUGGAUACUUGAACAGAGCCUUGCAAGUAAUGGAGAAUGUGGCUUCAUUGUCAGGGGACGGCAAAAUCUGCAAAGAAGCUGUGGAUGCUCUGGAGACCAUUUUUCAGUCUGCCCUUGAAGCAAAGCCUGGUCCAGAAUCAGCUGAAGAAGGCAAGGAAUUGGAGCAGAAGUCAGAAUAUGCAGAAUCAGAAGAAACUGAGCAGUCUAAAGCACCCGAGUACUACAGCCGAUUCAAGGAGCUGUACUCCAAGCUGCAUUCGCUUGGCAAGGUUGAGUCUGAAAGCCUGUUAACCCUGACCGCCCAACUGGUCAAGGAGAAGCUGCCAGCAUGUGAAGUGGAAGACAUUGCAAAACACGAGCAGAAGCUAAAGGAGUGGGAACAAGAACAAGCACUUCUCACUGAGAGAGAGAGAGAGUUGAGAGAAAAGGCUAAGCAGGAAAUGGAAGCUAGGAAGCUAGCUGAAGCAUCUGCUUAGCACUGCAGCUCAGAGACUACGGGAGCGGCAUGCCUUCCUCUGUCAGUGGACGGAAGUGCUCACGGUUUCUGAUCUUUCACUUCGAUCCUGCUGCAAGUGUGACUGUACAUGUCUGCUAUAUGCAAAUUAAACUUUUCCCAUU